Molecule: messenger RNA, 275 nt
Organism: Dentiscutata heterogama
Lineage: Eukaryota; Fungi; Glomeromycota; Glomeromycetes; Diversisporales; Gigasporaceae
Source: the annotation of a GenBank genome assembly
AUGGUUCAUAAUCUUUUUACUACAAGAUCACCUUCAACUUCUCCACCAGUUCUCGCUCGAUGGACCAAUGAUUUUGAUGAUAGAAGGGUAUGCUUCAGGCCUAAUACUAGAGGUGUUGCUUUAUAUAUCGCUGGUGCUUUGUUUGGGAUUGGAUGGUUGGGGUUUAUAGAUGCCUUAAUUUAUACUGCUAUCUAUAACGGUAAAGAUGCUGUCUUCUCUCUUAUUUCCCUUGAAGAUUGGAUUUGUGGCAUUUUAUCAACAAUUGGAAUGAUUAU